CGCGGGUGGGGGAGGGGCGGGGGGACCCGUUUCCAGGGGGGACCCCCCAGCACAUCCUGAUGGUUUCCUGGUUACCGCCCCCCCGCCGCCUCACCUCUCCUCUCCUCUCCCACCGCACCGGAAACAGGAAGUGGAGGAGGCCGGAAGUGGAAGCUCCACACAUAUCCCCUGAGGUGCAACGGGGAAAUGAAGCCGGCCUGAAAACGCGACCCGACGGGACGGUUCCGGGGCGGGUUGUUCCCCCCUCGGGAAAGUGGGGCCAGGCAGGGCCGGUCCUCGGUGUUCUGGGGCCCUACGCCGCACCCCCCGGCCUCUGUGGGAAGUGGGGUGACCCAGCCCCAGUCUGCUCUGCUCCCCUGGCUCCCAGGCUUGGGGGGACCCAUCCCCACCCCCAGCACUCGCCGACAGGCUGCGCCGGGUCGCUCCACUCACCAGACCCAGGCGUCCGGGUCCAGGAACCUCGAUCCGUUGGGGCCCCCCCUCGCCGCGCUCCCCUGAGAUCAGCCGGACCCCGCCCCCCUCCGACACACCCGGACCGGUCCAGGGGGCCGGGUUAGGGGCAGAGCCCCCCGCCCCCCCCUUUCUGAUCGGCCCCGCCCCCUUCCCGGACGGGCGGCAGGUCCCCUCCUCCCACCAUGUGGAGGUCGCCUGUCCUGCUCCUGCUGGGCCAGGCUUUCGUCUCCACCUUUGCCAGCCCUCCCCAAAGGCAGCAGCCCCACACACCACUCGGGGGACAAGUGUUCCUGGGUGCAGAUGCCGCACAGGGAUUCUUGGGGCGCCGACUUCUCUACAAUCACUGGGACUUCGAGCUGGUGACGCCGGGGAACCUGGAACGCGAGUGCUGGGAGGAGGUUUGCAACUACGAGGAGGCGCGGGAAGUCUUCGAGAACGACGUUGCAACAAAAGCCUUUUGGGACACUUAUCCCCACAAUGGGAAAGGCGGGAGCUCAGACAGCCCCGGGGUGGACGUGGCCGGGCUGGUGGCCGGGCUGGUGGCCGGGCUGGUUCUGAUGAUCAUGGUCGGCGUCAUUGCCAUGUAUUGGGUCAAGUACCGGUCCAAGGAGCGCAGGCAACGCAGCGUCCACGUGCCCCUGAAUCCCGAUGUGCCCCUGACCUGCCUCCCUGGCGACCCCAAGCCGCUGGGCCCCCCUGGGCUGCCCUCAUACCAGGAGGCACUGGAGGCGUCAGGUGUCCACGAUGCACCUCCCCCGCCCUAUCCCAGGGCUCCCAGCUCUUCUGCCCAGCCCCACUGAUCGGACCCACAGCCACUGGAUUGCUGCUACGUGUGUGUGUCGGGGGGCGAGUAUGCAUCCGUUGGACAUGAUGAGUGUGUGGUGAAUGUGUGAGACAGUAAGUGUGCAAAGCAUGAAGUGAAAUGGGGUGAAUGUGCAGGUGUGUGUGAGGUGAGCGUGCAAGGUGAGUGUACAUGCAUGUGGCACAUGGUGCAUGCAAAGGGGAGUGCAAGGCAGGGGGCACAUGGGACUGGAGUGAGUGUGCAAGGUUGGAGAGUUGCAUAUGAUCGGGCCGUGUAUGUAAGGCACGUGGAUGAAUGUGCCCGGUGUGUGUCUGUGUGUGAGUCUGAGACACGAGAGUGCAUGUG
Molecule: messenger RNA, 1600 nt
Organism: Gopherus flavomarginatus (Mexican gopher tortoise)
Lineage: Eukaryota; Metazoa; Chordata; Testudines; Testudinidae
Gene: PRRG2
Product: proline rich and Gla domain 2
Exons: 8
Coding region: 636-1253 (205 amino acids)
Cellular component (GO): extracellular region
Molecular function (GO): calcium ion binding
Source: RefSeq, a predicted model, not a curated record